Molecule: messenger RNA, 2603 nt
Organism: Osmia lignaria (orchard mason bee)
Lineage: Eukaryota; Metazoa; Arthropoda; Insecta; Hymenoptera; Megachilidae
Gene: Pex5
Product: peroxisomal biogenesis factor 5
Biological process (GO): protein import into peroxisome matrix, docking
Cellular component (GO): peroxisomal membrane; cytosol
Molecular function (GO): protein binding
Source: RefSeq, a predicted model, not a curated record
UUAAAAAGAUUUCAUUUAAUAAUAGAAGAAAAGUAUUGGUUCUCAUUUGAAGGUAUACAUACAUUUUUGAUAAAAAAAAAUGUACUAGCUGUUACAAAAAAGAUGUUCAUGGCUUUAGAUAGUUCAGCAACUUGUCGAUGAUUUGACGUUCACUAGCCAACUGUAUAUAAAGAAUGCCUUUGUAAUAUGCAUCUUAUUCUAACAUUAACUUAUACAUUUUUUAUGGUAAUUUUGUACGCCCCACCAUCGUAUGACGAAACUUAUUUGAUGCAAGUUACUGAUAUUGUUUGGUAGCAAAGAAAUGAUCACUCUCAAACAUUGUGCUUGAUACAAAACCACAUUUUAGUGUAACAUCAACGAUAUUACGAAAGUGUACAGCAAUAUUAAAAACGCAAAGAGGUGAAUAUUGAUAAUAUAAAAGAAAAAUGGCAUUUCGUGAAUUAGUUGAGGGUGAUUGUGGAGGACCUAGUUCUUUGAUUCGUCUUACAUCACAUUUUGUAAGUGAUCAUGGCUUCAAAGAAGAAGGAAUACAUCAUCCUUUUGAGCCUGUGGAAUCUUUCCAAGCUUCAGAUUCAGAUCAGUUAGUUAAACAAUUUUUAGAAGAACAUCCUUCAUGUCCACAAACAUUUAGAAUGGAUAAUUUAUUACAAGAAAUGCGUGAAAUUGAUCAAAACAUUCAUCCACCUAUAGCAGCACCAGGAGUAGCUCAAGAAUUAACUACUUUAGAUACAGCUUGGGCAAAUCAAUAUCUUGAAUCAGGACGUCAUUUCAAUGAACAUCAUGCUGAUGAUAUUUGGAACCCUGAAUCAGAACAAAAUUCAAAUACUUUAGUUCAACAAAAACAUGAGUUAGGAUUAGGACCUAAGUGGGCUGAGGAAUAUAUAGAACACAGUAUAGAUGCCAUACAAAGUGAUAUAAAUAUAGAGAAUGCAACACAACCAAUAGAAAAUAAUGAUAAUCCUGACUUUGCAUACUCAAAAUUUAUGAAAUUUAUGAAACAAGAAGGAGACAUUUCAGUUGAAAAUGAUCAAGAAUCACUGCCAGACUUUCAAGGUUCAAGCGAAGAAUGGACAGAACAAUUUGAAAAAAGUAAUGAAAAAUCUGAAGAUAAAGUUUCUGAUAAUAAUACUGAAGAAGGUGAGGUCUCAAAUAAGGUUGAAAAAGAACAAGUUGUUGCUGAUAACUGGAUAGAUGAAUUUCAAAAAGAAAGCACUUCUUCAGAAGUAGACAAUUAUGAAUCGACAUUUUCAAAAAUUCAAAAUGAAUUGGAGAAAAUAUCACCUUCUGAAAAAGUAUCAUCAAAACACCCAUGGCUUUCAGAGUAUGAUACUUUUUAUGACCCAUUCAAAGAUUAUGAAUUUCAUGAAGAAAAUCCAAUGAAAAAUUUACCAAAUGCAUUAGAAGAGGGCAAAACAAGAUUAGAAGCUGGAGAUUUACCAAGUGCGAUACUUUGUUUUGAGGCAGCAGUGCAGCAGGAUGAAAAUAAUCCAGAAGCUUGGCUGCUUCUUGGUAAAACCCAAGCUGAAAAUGAACAGGAUCCACUAGCUAUUUAUGCUUUAAAACGCUGUUUAGACCUAGAUCCUGCAAAUGGUACUGCCCUUAUGGCGCUAGCGGUUUCGUAUACAAAUGAAUCCUAUCAAAAUCAAGCAUGUAUAAUCCUUAAAGAAUGGUUAUUAAGAAAUGAAAAAUAUAAACAUCUCUCUGUGAAAAAGACAAACACUGAACGGCAUGCGAAAUUCAGUGUAUCGUCUAUUCUAUUUGAAGAUGUGCAUGAAGAAGUUAAAAAUCUUUAUAUUCAAGCUGCACGUAUAAAUCCAUUGAAUGCAAUUGAUGCGGACGUGCAGUGUGGGCUAGGAGUACUUUUCAAUUUGUCUAAUGAGUAUGAUAAAGCUUGUGACUGUUUCCAAGCAGCAUUGCAAGUGCGCCCUGAUGAUUCCAGAUUGUGGAAUAGAUUAGGUGCCACUUUAGCAAAUGGCCAGAAAUCAGAAGAAGCUAUAAAUGCAUACCAUCAUGCCUUAAAAUUAUCACCUGGUUUUAUUAGAGCUCGUUAUAAUCUUGGAAUUUCUUGUAUUAAGCUUGGUGCAUAUAAAGAAGCUGGUGAACAUCUUUUAAUAGCCUUAAAUCAGCAAGCAGCUGGCCGCGGAGUACAAGGUGAAAAUUACUCACCGAAAGCGAUGUCGAAUAUUAUUUGGUCGACGUUAAGGCUUGUCAUUUCGUUAAUGCAUAAAUAUAAUUUAAAUGAAGCUAUAGAAAAUAGAAACUUAUCAAGGUUGAACGAAGAAUUUGAAAUUGCAUAACUCUAAACUUAUUAAAUUCAUUUGAUAAACAGAAAAAAUAAACCUUGUUUAAUAUUUAAAAUACCACAAAAAAAAAAAAUAGUUAAAAAUAUUUUUUAAUAAAUAUAAAAAUGUAUAUACAAACGAAAACUAGGAUUGCUUUCAUGUAACACUGUAAUUUCUUUAUUACAAAAGGGUUUAAUUUAAAAAAUAGUAAGUAUCAAAUUAAGAUAUUCUAUACUUUUAGGACUUCAUUCAGUAGCUAUAUCCAAUAGGUAUAUAGCUUUUUAUUAUUUCAUCUUAUAUAAAUUAAAAAUGGGUUAUAAA